Molecule: messenger RNA, 1002 nt
Organism: Melospiza melodia melodia
Lineage: Eukaryota; Metazoa; Chordata; Aves; Passeriformes; Passerellidae
Gene: DENR
Product: density regulated re-initiation and release factor
Exons: 8
Coding region: 145-747 (200 amino acids)
Biological process (GO): translation reinitiation; formation of translation preinitiation complex
Molecular function (GO): translation initiation factor activity; mRNA binding
Source: RefSeq, a predicted model, not a curated record
CCUCUCCUCCGGAGCCGCGGCGCCGCCGCCGUCCCUCGCAGGGAUCUCCCCGGUGCCUGUACCGAGCAUCCUGCCGGCGCCCUCCGUGCCGUCAGCCCCGGCACCGCCCCGCCCUGCGAGCCCGCCCCUCCUCAGGUCGGUGACAUGGCCACGGAUGUGGCCGAGCCCGUGGUCCCUGAGUGCAGAGGGGACGGCAGGAGCGGAGCCAGGUCCGACGCUGAUUAUCCCCUGAGGGUGCUCUACUGUGGAGUCUGUUCGUUGCCAACAGAGUACUGUGAAUACAUGCCUGAUGUGACUAAAUGCAGACAAUGGUUAGAAAAGAAUUUUCCAGAUGAGUUUGCAAAACUUACAGUAGAAAAUUCACCUAAACAGGAAGCUGGGGUUGGAGAAGGCCAAGGAAAUGUGGGAGGAGGAGAAGAAGAGGAGAAGAAGAAGCAAAAGAGAGGUGGAAGAGGUCAGAUAAAACAGAAGAAGAAGACUGUACCACAGAAAGUUACGAUAGCUAAAAUUCCCAGAGCAAAGAAAAAAUACGUCACGAGAGUGUGUGGCCUUGCCACAUUUGAGAUUGAUCUUAAGGAAGCACAAAGGUUUUUUGCUCAGAAAUUUUCCUGCGGUGCCUCAGUAACAGGAGAAGAUGAAAUCAUCAUUCAGGGGGACUUCACAGAUGACAUUAUUGAUGUCAUCCAGGAGAAGUGGCCUGAGGUCGAUGAUGACAGCAUUGAAGAUCUUGGAGAAGUCAAGAAGUGAUAGUGGAGGACUACCUUUAUUUAAUUAUAUGGUUAUAAAUGAUAUAGCAAAAGUGAGGCUUCUAAAUCCAUUUGCUCUGCAGUGAAACUGUGGAGAACCCAUGUCCUUGGCAUUCUCACUGUUCUGUAUAGGCUGCUUGGUUUUCUUUUUUGUUUUUGGGGUUUUUUUUGUGAUAUUUGCCAAAGUUAAAUUGGGGUUCUACCAUGCUUAAGCAUGAAGUAGAUUUAAAUAAAAUUACUGUUCCUCACUGAAUAA